Messenger RNA from Trichechus manatus latirostris (Florida manatee), 1132 nucleotides. RefSeq names its product zinc finger protein 511 (gene ZNF511). The record is from RefSeq and is a predicted model, not a curated record. The coding region runs from base 1 to 813 and encodes 270 amino acids. NCBI's taxonomy places the organism in Eukaryota, Metazoa, Chordata, Mammalia, Sirenia, Trichechidae. The transcript is spliced from 6 exons.
AUGCUGCUGCCGUCGGCUCUGCGCACCCGCCUGGCCGAGGGCCCGGGAGAGGCCGAGCCGCUGCCCGUGGUGCGGCACCCUGCGGCGGGAGCCGCGCCCUUUCGCUUCGCGGCGCGCCGGGGCCGCUUCUCGCGGGAGCACGAGUUCUUCGAGGAUGGUGACGUGCAGCGGCAUCUCUACCUACGGGACGUGCUCACACAGGUGGCCGAGGCGCCCGAGAGGCCCAGGGUGCCAGAGUUCACCUGCCAGGUGGCAGGCUGCUGCCAGGUGUUUGAUGCCCUGGCGAGCUACGAGCAUCACUACCACGUGCUGCACAGCAACGUCUGCUCCUUCUGCAAGCGGGCCUUCCCCUCCGGCCACCUGCUGGACAGCCACAUCCUGGAGUGGCAUGACGCCCGCUUCCAGAUCCUGGCAGAGAGGCAGGACAUGUACCAGUGCUUGGUGGAAGGCUGUGAAGAGAAGUUCAAGACCAGCCAAGAUCGAAAGGAGCACAUGGUGAAGCGUCACCUGUACCCCGCGGAUUUCCGGUUUGAUAAGCCCAAGAAGAGCAGAGGGCCAGCCGCACCGGGGGCCACAAUGCCCGUGUCAGCCAAAGCCCCGGCGGGUCACGGUGAGCAGUCAGAAGGGGACGCCAUGGAGGUCUGCUCCGACGGACACGUGGCGCCCUCCCCAGUGCCUGCGGGCGAGAGCUCGGCCACACCAGGGCUCCCGGGGAGGCGGGCCUACAGCCACAGAAUUCCUGCCACCGUCUGUUUCGGUCAAGGUGCGUCACGGGGGUUUAAAAGCACCAAGAAGAGAAGCAAACACCACUGAUGGUCCCAGCGUAGGGGUGACCCCGAGGCCUCCGACACCAGCCAGGGGGCGGUGCCUCCCAGCGGCGGUGGUUUCGGUCAUGGGCUGCCUUUCUCACCCUGGGAUCGGGCUGCCAGCAGCUGUGGUGUGGCCACCCUGGGGCCCAGGCCUCGGCUGUCCUCGAUGUCUCAGCCUGUGGUGGGUGGUGUCCGUUACCAGGAGCAACAGGAGCUUGUGGCUCCUGACGGUGACGCAGACCACUGCCCAGGAAGGAGGUGGAUUCUGGCCCUCGGCAGCGGGCGCCGUGAGAAUCUUGUUUUUGAAUGUGUAAAAUAAAUAU